AUGGCCGUCAACAGCAAGUCGGUUGUGCAUGCAGAGGAACACCUACCACAAGCCACCACCAGCGCUUCCCACUCGCCAAGAGCCGAGACCGACAAGCCCCUGGCGAGUGGCGGCAACGUGUGGGUGUGGGGCGCAGAUGGCGGGACCGUGCCCUCUGCCGGGUCUUCCCCGGCCGAUUCACUGGUGCCGCGGCUGGCCGCGAAGCUCAGCGGAAAGGGCAUCAAGGGCCUGGCUUUCGGCGACAAGGCUGCAGCCGCCGUGACGAACAAGGGCGAGCUGUACUUGUGGCGAGUCGGCGAAGAGGAACCGACGCUGACCGAGCACAAAGGCGUACAGCAGGUGGCCUGCGGAAGGAAUGGACUGAUCGCGGCGCUCACGGACAAAGGCGACGUCUUGCUGUGGGACGCGCGCACGCAUGCCGAAGGCGGGCUGCAUCCACCCGCCUCGUCUAAAGAGGCCGGUUCGAAAGCCGGCGCGGAAACGAUCACGCAGGUCGACUGUGGCAGCGGACACGUGGCGAUGGUGACCUCGCGCGGCAGAGUGCUCGUGCUCGGCGAUAACAACUACGGCCAGCUUUCUCAUAUCUGGGACAACUACUGGCUGACAGUGUGGCACGCAAGACGCAUCAAACGAAACCCGAGGACCAGGCAUGCCAUACUGCUGGACGAUGGUGCCGUGUUCAUGCUGGGCAGCGUGCAUCUCAGUGGACUCAAGGGGAGCACACUGUACACCGACUCGCCUGUGCUCGUACCGCUGACGCGUGACUCCAAGUCCGUGGAAAAGCUGGGGCGGAUUAUCAAGCUGAGCUGCGGUGGAGAGCACACGCUAGCCCUCACCAACUACGGUGUCCUUUUGGCCUGGGGUAACGGGAUGUAUGGCCAAGUGCCCGACAACCAGGGCAAGCACAUCAACACGGCUCACCCUGUGCUCAGGGCGCCAUUCUUCAACGCCGAAGGCAAGGAAUUCAUCAACAACGAGGUGAAGGAGCUCCAAUGCGGCAACGAGCAUUGCCUCGCCCUCACCAAGGGAGGCGACGUGUGGUCCUUCGGCCGAAACGACCGGGGACAGUGCGGCGUCGGCAACCGCGCGCAUCAGAAGACACCGCACAAGGUGACCAAACUGCAGUCGCGCAAGGACAAGAUCUCCGCCAUCGCCUGCGGCCAGCACACCUCGGCUGCCAUCGAAGAGUGA
Acanthamoeba castellanii str. Neff is the source of this 1191-nucleotide messenger RNA. Its product is annotated as regulator of chromosome condensation (RCC1) repeat domain containing protein. The transcript has 8 exons. NCBI's taxonomy places the organism in Eukaryota, Discosea, Longamoebia, Acanthamoebidae. The record is from RefSeq and is a predicted model, not a curated record. The coding region runs from base 1 to 1191 and encodes 396 amino acids.